AUGCUGUCUUCCCGCCUCCUCGGAUCAUUGGCCACGACCAUGCGGGCCAGCAGCGCUGCCUCCAUGCGACCGCUCGUCCUCUCCAGAGCCUUCCACGCAUCAUCUCCCAGGAGGAUCGUUCACAAUAUCAAAACUGCCGAGGAAUUCCAAAAAGCAGUGACUGAAAAUGAUAGAGUCAUCGUUGAUUGCUUCGCUACGUGGUGCGGUCCGUGCAAGGCCAUCGCCCCUAUUCUUGAAAAACACUCCGAGGAAGCUGCUUUCAAGGACAAGGUUCACUUUAUCAAGUUUGAUGUGGAUGAGUUGCCGGCUGUGACGCAGGCUUUGGGCGUUCGUGCUAUGCCUACGUUUUUCUUCUUCAAGGAUGGGAAGAAGGUUGAUGAGAUGGUUGGGGCGAAUCCGCCUGCGCUCCUGGAGGCUUUGAGGAAGAUUGCUGCGUGA
This is a messenger RNA of Pochonia chlamydosporia 170, 438 nucleotides long. RefSeq names its product thioredoxin domain-containing protein. NCBI's taxonomy places the organism in Eukaryota, Fungi, Ascomycota, Sordariomycetes, Hypocreales, Clavicipitaceae. Bases 1 to 438 code for a protein of 145 amino acids. Gene Ontology annotation, molecular function: protein-disulfide reductase activity. The transcript has 3 exons. The record is from RefSeq and is a predicted model, not a curated record.